Echinops telfairi (small Madagascar hedgehog) is the source of this 735-nucleotide messenger RNA. It is a transcript of the gene TNFSF9, whose product is annotated as TNF superfamily member 9. Gene Ontology annotation, molecular function: tumor necrosis factor receptor binding. The record is from RefSeq and is a predicted model, not a curated record. Lineage: Eukaryota; Metazoa; Chordata; Mammalia; Afrosoricida; Tenrecidae. Bases 1 to 735 code for a protein of 244 amino acids. Gene Ontology annotation, cellular component: plasma membrane. The transcript is spliced from 3 exons. Gene Ontology annotation, biological process: immune response; positive regulation of activated T cell proliferation; positive regulation of cytotoxic T cell differentiation.
AUGCGCGACCUCACCGCCGCCGCCCCGGACCCAGAAGCCCCGCCGCCCGCGCCCUGCGCCCGUGCCUGCCGCCCGCUGGACUGGCUGCUGGGCCUCGCGCUGCUGCUGCUGACUGCCGCCUGGGCCGCCUGCGCUGUGCGCUCCUGGGCUGCGCCCGCCGCCGCCAGCCCGAGGCCCCUCACCGGCCCCGCGCCCUCUCUGGGGACUCCCCGCAGCAACCACCCGAAGGAUGGCUUCGCCCAGCUGGUGGCCAGCAAUGUACUGCUGACCAAUGGGACCCUGCUCUGGCACAGUGACCAGGGCCUGGCUGGCGUGUUCCUGGCCGGAGACCUGCGCUACGAGGAGAGGGACCGGCAGCUGGUGGUGGAAGAGGCUGGGGUGUACGAAGUCUUCCUGCAUCUAGAGCUGCAGCGCGUCCUGGCCUCUGACUACGGAGGCUACGAGGACAGCGACCGCCCAGGGUGGGUCUCUGCGGACUUGCGCCUGCAGCCCGGCCGCUCCUCUGCGCUGACCUUGCGUGUGGCCCUGCCGGCAGCAUCCUCAGACUUGGCCGAAGGCUCCCGGAACCGCCUGCUGCGCCUGCGUGCCGGCCAGCGCCUGUCAGUCCACCUGCGUACCUCAGCCACAGCGCACCCCACCUGGCAACUGGCCCAGGGCGCCACGGUCCUGAGCCUCUUCCGCGUGGCCACAGGAGACCCCUCUGAACCAAGACUUCCCUGGCCACGGCCCACUUGA